AAAGUGGAAGGAGAAAACGAGAAACCAUUGUGAGAAGAGAAAGGAGAAGGAAGAAGGAAGGAGGAGAUAAGGAAAGGGAAGAGGGCAACUCACGUGCGACAUUGUUCGAUUAUGUUUUAUGUGACAAAGAAAGUGGAAGGAGAAAACGAGAAACCAUUGUGAGAAGAGAAAGGAGAAGGAAGAAGGAAGGAGGAGAUAAGGAAAGGGAAGAGGGCAACUCACGUGCGACAUUGUUCGAUUAUGUUUUAUGUGACAAAGAAAGUGGAAGGAGAAAACGAGAAACCAUUGUGAGAAGAGAAAGGAGAAGGAAGAAGGAAGGAGGAGAUAAGGAAAGGGAAGAGGGCAACUCACGUGCGACAUUGUUCGAUUAUGUUUUAUGUGACAAAGAAAGUGGAAGGAGAAAACGAGAAACCAUUGUGAGAAGAGAAAGGAGAAGGAAGAAGGAAGGAGGAGAUAAGGAAAGGGAAGAGGGCAACUCACGUGCGACAUUGUUCGAUUAUGUUUUAUGUGACAAAGAAAGUGGAAGGAGAAAACGAGAAACCAUUGUGAGAAGAGAAAGGAGAAGGAAGAAGGAAGGAGGAGAUAAGGAAAGGGAAGAGGGCAACUCACGUGCGACAUUGUUCGAUUAUGUUUUAUGUGACAAAGAAAGUGGAAGGAGAAAACGAGAAACCAUUGUGAGAAGAGAAAGGAGAAGGAAGAAGGAAGGAGGAGAUAAGGAAAGGGAAGAGGGCAACUCACGUGCGACAUUGUUCGAUUAUGUUUUAUGUGACAAAGAAAGUGGAAGGAGAAAACGAGAAACCAUUGUGAGAAGAGAAAGGAGAAGGAAGAAGGAAGGAGGAGAUAAGGAAAGGGAAGAGGGCAACUCACGUGCGACAUUGUUCGAUUAUGUUUUAUGUGACAAAGAAAGUGGAAGGAGAAAACGAGAAACCAUUGUGAGAAGAGAAAGGAGAAGGAAGAAGGAAGGAGGAGAUAAGGAAAGGGAAGAGGGCAACUCACGUGCGACAUUGUUCGAUUAUGUUUUAUGUGACAAAGAAAGUGGAAGGAGAAAACGAGAAACCAUUGUGAGAAGAGAAAGGAGAAGGAAGAAGGAAGGAGGAGAUAAGGAAAGGGAAGAGGGCAACUCACGUGCGACAUUGUUCGAUUAUGUUUUAUGUGACAAAGAAAGUGGAAGGAGAAAACGAGAAACCAUUGUGAGAAGAGAAAGGAGAAGGAAGAAGGAAGGAGGAGAUAAGGAAAGGGAAGAGGGCAACUCACGUGCGACAUUGUUCGAUUAUGUUUUAUGUGACAAAGAAAGUGGAAGGAGAAAACGAGAAACCAUUGUGAGAAGAGAAAGGAGAAGGAAGAAGGAAGGAGGAGAUAAGGAAAGGGAAGAGGGCAACUCACGUGCGACAUUGUUCGAUUAUGUUUUAUGUGACAAAGAAAGUGGAAGGAGAAAACGAGAAACCAUUGUGAGAAGAGAAAGGAGAAGGAAGAAGGAAGGAGGAGAUAAGGAAAGGGAAGAGGGCAACUCACGUGCGACAUUGUUCGAUUAUGUUUUAUGUGACAAAGAAAGUGGAAGGAGAAAACGAGAAACCAUUGUGAGAAGAGAAAGGAGAAGGAAGAAGGAAGGAGGAGAUAAGGAAAGGGAAGAGGGCAACUCACGUGCGACAUUGUUCGAUUAUGUUUUAUGUGACAAAGAAAGUGGAAGGAGAAAACGAGAAACCAUUGUGAGAAGAGAAAGGAGAAGGAAGAAGGAAGGAGGAGAUAAGGAAAGGGAAGAGGGCAACUCACGUGCGACAUUGUUCGAUUAUGUUUUAUGUGACAAAGAAAGUGGAAGGAGAAAACGAGAAACCAUUGUGAGAAGAGAAAGGAGAAGGAAGAAGGAAGGAGGAGAUAAGGAAAGGGAAGAGGGCAACUCACGUGCGACAUUGUUCGAUUAUGUUUUAUGUGACAAAGAAAGUGGAAGGAGAAAACGAGAAACCAUUGUGAGAAGAGAAAGGAGAAGGAAGAAGGAAGGAGGAGAUAAGGAAAGGGAAGAGGGCAACUCACGUGCGACAUUGUUCGAUUAUGUUUUAUGUGACAAAGAAAGUGGAAGGAGAAAACGAGAAACCAUUGUGAGAAGAGAAAGGAGAAGGAAGACCAUUGCAUAA
This is a messenger RNA of Phalaenopsis equestris, 2129 nucleotides long. RefSeq names its product pre-mRNA-splicing factor CWC22 homolog. The annotation marks the transcript as partial. The record is from RefSeq and is a predicted model, not a curated record. The transcript has a single exon. NCBI's taxonomy places the organism in Eukaryota, Viridiplantae, Streptophyta, Magnoliopsida, Asparagales, Orchidaceae.